AUGCUACUGCCUUGGAAGCUCUUCCAAGCGUCCUUUUCUGCCCUGUCCAGCACGACUUCGCCAUCGACGCAGGCCUCGAUUGGUAGCACGCUGGAUCGUGCUCAUGCUCUGCUCAGCCGCACGCCAAUCUUCGACGGCCAUUGGGAUCUGCCCAUCUUUGCCCGCUGGACCGUCGGGGACAAUCUUGCCAAAUUUGCGUACAACGACACCCUUAAAGGCCAGAUCGACCUUCCACGCAUUCGCAAGGGAGGCGUAGGAUCCUUCUGGAGCAUCGCCUUCGUCGAAUGCCCCUCGUCCACCAAUGUCUCCCUUGGUCCCGGCCCAGGGUGGGACUGGGAUGAUCAGCCGGCACAGGUGGUGAGGGACACGCUCGAGCAGAUCGACCUCACUCGGCAGUUGGUGGAGUAUUUCCCUCAAGAUGUAGCCCUGGCUCGCACCCCGAAUGACUUUUGGGAGAACUGGAAGCAGGGCAAGGUUUCACACUGGAUUGGCCUCGAGGGGGCUCAUUCGCUGGGAAAUUCCCUCGCUACCUUGCGCACUUAUGCUGCUCUGGGCGUCACGUACUUGACAUUGACGCACAACUGCCACAAUGUCUUUGCGGACGCGGCUAUUCCUGCCCCUGGGUCGCCGGAUGAGGUCCAUGGCGGCCUGUCCCACUUUGGGUUCCGGCUCGUAAAGGAGCUUAACAGGUUGGGAGUGGCCGUCGACCUCUCCCACACCUCACCAAAGACCCAGCUCGAAACGCUCCACGUCAGCUCUGCCCCUGUCAUCUUCUCGCACAGUGGAGCGAAGGCCGUCUACGACCAUCCCAGGAACAUCGACGAUGAGGUGCUGAGGGAGCUGCGUAAGUCUGAGAGGGACUUUGUCGUGGGAGUGCCCUUCCUCAGCGACUUUGUGCGAGGAGCGGGCAACUCUACGCUGGAAGACGUGGUGGAGCAUGCCGAAUAUCUCGCUGCUAAGCUGGGCGGCAAAAGGCAUGUGGCAUUGGGCAGCGAUUACGAUGGUGCGCUCGAAUUCAGUAAGGGAUUGGAGGACGCAGCCUCGUACCCCAGGCUUGUGGCGAAGCUGAUGGAGAGGGGCUGGACGGAGAAGGAUCUGGAGGGGUUGGCGAGUGAGAACUGGUUGAGAGUGAUAGGAAAGAUUCAGAGGCAUGGCAGAGUAACAAGGGCCGGAGGUGCACGACCUGAUAUGAGGCCAUGGCAUGGGAGGCACGAUUGUGAGUAG
Molecule: messenger RNA, 1224 nt
Organism: Jaminaea rosea
Lineage: Eukaryota; Fungi; Basidiomycota; Exobasidiomycetes; Microstromatales
Exons: 1
Coding region: 1-1224 (407 amino acids)
Biological process (GO): proteolysis
Molecular function (GO): metallodipeptidase activity
Source: RefSeq, a predicted model, not a curated record